Messenger RNA from Scomber scombrus (Atlantic mackerel), 2594 nucleotides. RefSeq names its product CTTNBP2 N-terminal-like protein. The record is from RefSeq and is a predicted model, not a curated record. The transcript has 7 exons. NCBI's taxonomy places the organism in Eukaryota, Metazoa, Chordata, Actinopteri, Scombriformes, Scombridae. The coding region runs from base 29 to 1864 and encodes 611 amino acids.
AACAAAUCUUCUGAUAGGAGAAAAGUUCAUGCUGGAGUUUUCCAAGAGCUCGGAGGGCCAUAUGAAGUCCAAGCUGAACAUGGAGAGUAUGACCAAGCCAGAGUUGCUGAUGCUCUUCAGCAUCCUGGAGGGAGAGCUGGAGGCACGGGACCUGGUCAUCGAUGCCCUGAAGGCUCAGCGUAAAGACCUGUUCAUCCAGGAGCGAUAUGGAAGGUACAACCUAAGCGACCCCUUCCAGGCCUUGCAGAGAGACGGUGAGGUGAUGGGCGGCCAGAGCAAGGACCCUGGCUGUUCCUCCUCCACCUCCAACCCUCUGGUGGUUCUUAAACUGGUGGUGAGCCACUGCAGGAGGAUGCAAGAAAAGAUGUUGGCCCAGCUGGCUGCAGCUGAAAGCAGGCACAGAAGGGUCAUUGCAGAUCUGGAGGAGGAAAAGAGGAGGCAUGCAGAGGAUACAGCCGAGGGAGAUGAUGUCACUUACAUACUGGAGAAGGAGAGGGAGCGCUUACAACAACAGCUGGAAUUUGAGCGGAGCCAGGUCCGGCGUUUGGAAAAAGAUCAGCGGCGGAUUACUGACCAGCUAGAAGAAGAACGGGCUCAACAUAAACAACUCUCUUGUGCUUUGGCCAAAGAGUGCAAGUGGGCGAGUGCCAGGGCUCUGGAGGAGGGUCACCGCCUAACAGAGCUGAGCCGUAAACUUGACAAGGAAAAGGAAGCUUGUCAGGCCCUGAAGAAGGAGCUGGAGGACGAGGGGAGGAGAGCCCUGAGGAUGGAGGCGAGGGUGGAGGAGCAGCUGGCCGAGUUCGACACAGAACGAGAGCAGCUCCGCUCACGGCUGAAGAAGGAGGAAGCUCACUGCUGUCAGCUACAACAAGAGGUAGAAGAGCUGAGGAGGAAGCUGGAGGAGGCGACUAUGACGAGAGAAGUCAGAGGGGCGGUUACAGCUUCAGUAGAGGCAGCAGGAAAGGAGUGGGCCACAAAAGUUGUUUCAGGAAAGACGACAGUAGACACUAUUAAGGUUGAGGAUAUUGAGGAAGACAGAAGCCAGCAACCUGUGCAGCCAAAAGUCAACGGUUUCCAUUGUUCAAUGGAGAGCAAUGGGCACCACAGUCCAAACAGCGCCCCCUCAGAUAAGACCUGCCUACAAAAUGGGAAUGAAAAUUCUCCAGUUCAGAAUAAGACAUUGCACUCCUCCUGCAGUACAGUCUCUUCCACUUUCCCCCCUUCCUCCCCCUCUGCCUCGCCUGUCCUUGCCAAACGCCCGCCAGGUAGCCCGAUUCCUGGUGGGUACCAGUCUCCCUACCAGGCCGGGAUCAACCAACGCUUCCAUGCUGCUCGUCACAAGUUCCAGGGUACCAUUGACCCUGAGCCUCAGUGCCAGUCCCCACAGCCAGCUCUUCCCCUGUCACCCCUCUCACCCGUAUCACCAAAGGACCCCUCCCCUGUGCCCAGCAGCCCCUCCCCAGAAGCCAGCCCAGUCAAGCAGAUGGCCCGAAGCACCGUCACUCAAGUCCUGUCUCGCUUCACCACCGUCCAGCAGAGCAUCACACCCAAACUCACAGCACCAAACAAUUCACCGUUCGGUACAGACUACCGCAGCCUGGCAGCCCCCUUGUCUCCAGUCAUCGGGAGGGCCGCAGCAGCACUUUCGCAGGGCAUCAGAUCACCUACAAUCCCCAGGGCAGACAGGGGCAACCCUCCACCCAUCCCCCCUAAGAAGCCCGGUCUGGCCCAGGCCCCUCCCUCUCCGGCUGCGGUGCCCAGGUCUGCUAGUCAUUUCUCUGACAGUCCCCUCUCAGGUAACUGUGGCCUCACCUCCAGCCAGGAGGGGGUCAAAGAACUGGACAUGGUGGUUUCUUCUAAUUAACUGAUCAUUUGAUGCAUCGAUAAAUGAGUCAGUUGCUGCUCUGCUCGAGAGAUGAUGGUUUAAUCCACAUCACAUAAUUAUGGUUAAGGUAUUGUCCUGUACAUGACAGAACUUAUAUCCUGUGCUUAUUUGAACAGAGAUCCCUUCAAACACUGUUGUGCUUUUUAUAUUUAUUAGAUUCUUUUUUUAAAUAUGCGCUGAGGCACUAUUUUAGGUAGUUUUUAAGGGGCUGGUACUAAUGAGCAAUUAUAAAUGUGCCAAUACUGUUUGUUCGGCGCAGCAUUUUAUCAUAAGUCUUUUGAUUUUAUGGUGUCAUAUUUCCAAAGAAUGCAAAACCAACUUACUGAAGAGUUAUUAUUUUUCCCCAUACUUUGUCUCAAGUAUGUUGCUUGUUAUUAUAAACAAAUUAUAAUCAGACCAAAUGUAACAAGUAUUCCUUGGACCAAUGUAUGCUACAUAGUCUCAUUUCAGUGUGCACUCAUAUGUUGCCGUCUUUUUUUAUAAAAAUGUAUUUGUUUUAUAAAUGUUCCUCAGUUCAUAAUGUAUGAUUGUUUUAUACAGCUAGCUCAGUGUUUAUACUGUGUGUUGUUCAUGUAUUACUAUAAUGUUGCAUAGUUAUGAUAAAUAUCAUAUAAGCACCAAUUAUACACAGUCACCAUUGUACAAUAUGUUGGUUAAGAUGAGUGAUUCAGAAUAAUAUCAUGCCUUUGUCAUUUACAAGAAAUCAUUA